ACAGCGUGCGGGGAUCCAACCUAAUGGUUUACAUUGGGUCACAACGACCAGUCAAUGAUUUGCGCCGCGUAUAUUUUUUCUUGCGCGGCGUUUAUUUUGCAAACGUUUUCUAUUUUGCACGGGAAGGAACUGACAUAGCAAACUCAGCUGUAUGAUAGGGGAGCAGGAGCUCACAGUAUGGUCCGGGAAACCAGACAUUUAUGGGUGGGAAAUUUACCCGAAAAUGUGCGAGAAGAGAAAAUCAUUGAGCACUUCAAGCGAUAUGGACGUGUGGAAAGUGUCAAGGUCCUGCCCAAGCGGGGGUCAGAAGGCGGAGUCGCCGCCUUUGUGGAUUUUGUGGACAUUAAAAGUGCUCAGAAGGCUCACAAUGCUAUCAACAAGAUGGGGGACAGAGACCUGCGCACUGAUUACAAUGAACCAGGCACGAUUCCUAGUGCCGCGAGGGGGCUGGACGAUAGUCUGUCCUUAGGCUCUCGUAGCCGGGAUGUAUCAGGGUUCACAAGGGCGGCAGGGGGAGCCGUGUAUGGGCCCCCCACGUCGCUCCACAGCAGAGAUGGACGCUAUGAACGCAGACUAGACGGGUAAGUGGACAAAGUUUCUCUGAAGGCAGGGGGAACCAUGGUUCCUGGUUUACACCUUACCUCAAAGCAUCUUCCCACCAUUUAUUCAUUUACUUGUUGAGGGGGGGAGAGAAGUAAGAGAGUGUGAGAAUUAAAUCGUAUAGAGAUCGCAGCUAAAGUCUUCAGAGAGUGAUAAGCGCUCUUGGAAUGACUUACAGGUAGACAGAGAUAUUCCUUAAAUCAGAGCAUUUUGUGUAGGUAUUACUUGAAGGAAUAGUGAAUAGUUACAUUUGUUGGGGAUUACGUAAACAUCUCUUUGAGGUGGAUGUAUCAUAUGCGGAAAAUACGGGGCAAAGAUUGGAUAUCGUAAAAUUUGCCAGGAUUAUUGGAGAUUGCUGGAGAGAGAGAGGGAAAAAGACAAAAAAGAGAGAGUGGUCCAGCGUCCAUCCCUGGGAUUCCCUUAAUCUGGAGAUACGCGCCCUGCUUGGUGGAUUAAUUUCACCCUUUUUUUCCUCCAUGUAACAAAACAACCACAUUAUGUAUAAGACACUAUUGUUUGGAUAAGUCAAAUUUGGUGUUCAAUUAUCGUGCACAUCCCACGGAGGUUUUCACUUCGGUCAUGGGCUGGAGUCAUAUGGAUAACCUACACAGGAUAUUCCUCUCUGUUGGAUUAACACUGCCCUCACACCAUAAGGAUAUGCUAUCAUGCUAAAGGUAUGGGUUGCUUUCAUGGUUCUUUUGUUGUUUUAUUUUGGAUUAUAUCUAAAAUCAGGGCAUUACCAUUUGAAUACUGGGAGACCUCUACUGGUGAUCCAACCCAGUAGAGACAACAGGAACAUGUGAGCAAAUUACUUUUUUUUUCCAGCCUUAUUUUUGUGGAGAUUAUUUUUUACUUUUCAACAACUAACACUCGCAGAUUCAUUGUGGAUCAGCAUGGACUAUGUUUGGAUCGUACAAACUGAAAGAAGAAUGUGGAAAAUUAAGACUGGAAAGUUGCUGCUGGAGAUAACCUACCUCAUGUCUGUGGAUUACCUGCUCCUUUCCUGAAUUUGGAACUAUAAUUUAACCAUGGAUAUAACUGCAAACCAAACAAAAAAAGAACCAUUUGUUUUCGAAUCUGAUUUGCUCUGGACUGCAUGCAGGCUUUUCUGCUUGUAAUAGAGAUCGACAACAGACAUGAACGUCCAUGAGCUUUAAAACAACAAUGUUCUCCAUCCUGGGAAUGAAAACAGUGCUUCUGAAAAAUAAGAAUCUGGAUUACCAUUAAGAGACAUGUUCUUAAUUCUUCAUUGCCAUGGCAAUACAUCCCUCCCUCUGCCAAAGGAAUUUGACUUUACUGCG
Molecule: messenger RNA, 1901 nt
Organism: Eleginops maclovinus (Patagonian blennie)
Lineage: Eukaryota; Metazoa; Chordata; Actinopteri; Perciformes; Eleginopidae
Product: msx2-interacting protein-like
Exons: 2
Coding region: 178-585 (135 amino acids)
Molecular function (GO): mRNA binding
Source: RefSeq, a predicted model, not a curated record